Messenger RNA from Galleria mellonella (greater wax moth), 1080 nucleotides. RefSeq lists its product as uncharacterized. The coding region runs from base 607 to 969 and encodes 120 amino acids. The transcript is spliced from 5 exons. Lineage: Eukaryota; Metazoa; Arthropoda; Insecta; Lepidoptera; Pyralidae. The record is from RefSeq and is a predicted model, not a curated record.
GUGAGAGAAAAGGAGUGGUGAUUAGGCUCGUUUUGCCCAAAUAUUACGUUUUUUAUAUGGUUCACGGACAUUAUAAGGGCUGUGAUCGUUAUAUACUGUAGAUGAAGUCGCUUUAAUUGUGUUGUGUCGUUGGUGGUGUUGAAAAACAACGUUAAAUGGUGUAAUUAGGCAUGUAAACGUAGGUUAUGACGUUUACUACGGUGUUUCUGUGUGUGAGUGUAUACAUUGACAGCAUUGCCGCUGGCCGUUGGAGCGAAUCUUGUAACGGAAUAGCUACUAUGUGAAAUAACGUGAAUGCUGUUUGAUGAUGUUCGGCAAAUCAAUGUGUUGUUAUUCGUUCUAAAUACGGCGGCGACCGCGCAAAACCACAUUAAACCGUGAAAAACAUCAGUCGAGGCAAGAUGGCGUCGACGUUUUCGCGCCAAAACCUGCGUCACCGACGCUGGCGCCACCACCCGGCGGCCAGUCAUAACUUCCGCUGUUUGAAUCAUCGGGACCGUUCGAAAUAGUCACUUGUGAUUUAACUGUGACACUGCCGUGUCGUGAUGUGAUAUAGUAUUGUUUUUGUUUUGUGUUUGUGUUUGUGUUGUGUAGUUUUAAGUGACGAUGUCGGAGGAAAGAUCGCGGCGGCUGUCGCAGAUCUUUGACCCUCUCUCGAGGUUCACGGAUCAUAGUGGGGCUGGCCAUUCUGCAAGUACCCCCAGCAGUCCUCGGCUAUUGCCAAGGAGGGGGAGAGAGCCGCCGCCACCGCCACCUAGGCCCAUUGCCCAUCCAUCGCGACUUGAUCCUUUGGAAUACGGGUUAGCAACAGCCGAAGCAUCCGUGAACUGGCAAGAGCGGUGUCUGGAGCUACAAUUGGAGUUGCAUAGGAGUCGCCACCAGGCCACCCGGGUCAGGGAUAUGUUGAGAGAUAAGGUAUGCGUACUUCCAUCAAAAGGAGAUGGCGGCUUCUAUAAGAGAUCCUGCUAAUCAAAGUACUAUUUUAUAUAUAUUUUUAAUCAAAAACUUUCUUAAAAUGUUAUCAUUGCUUUUGAAGAGUAUGUUAUCUGGAGAUAUAAUAAAAAAUGAGUAUCUUUAUAU